CACAUCUUGUCUGUCACAUUGUCGCAUGUCAUGACCCUGGAUUCUUGGAGGCAGCGUUGAAACUCGACGACAAGCAAAUUGCAGCACAAUUGAACACCAGCCCCAACUCGCAGUUCGUAUUACCCAUCAGCACCAACAAAGUUCAGCCCCUGCAUCGUGGCGUCCAGCCAUACCCGUUUAGCGACGGAGAGGCGGCGAGGCGCUCAGGCACGAGGGCCCAAGUCCAGGCUUGUCUCCCACACAUGGAAGAAUCGAGAUUGAACCAUGCCAUGACUGCCCAGUCAGUGUCCAUGCAUGCAGGCCAGGCCCUGAAACCCCAAUUCUGGCAGGAUGCUCUCCUCCUCCGCUUCUCGCUCCGCAUCUACCAUCCUGGCUAGAUGAUGCUACUAGUCCGCUUGGAGUCCUGCCCUCAUUUCGUCACUCGUGUUUGAAUUUUGCCGGGGGUGGCCUGCCUCAGCUGCUGCCUCUUUUAUCCUCCGUGUGUCUUCACUUUUUACCCUAUAUAUCCGGUGUCUCUUCUCCCUUGCCCGUCCCGCCCCUCCUGUUCCCUUUCAGCCCUGCUCUCCAUCUAUUUAGACUCGUCUGGUCUGGUCUGGUGGUAGAUUGCGAUCGCCAUGGCCAAACCCACGCACGUCUUCGAGACGACAAUAACCAGCGAUGCGGACAAGCGCGUCUUUGGCGUCAGCAAUGCAGCCCUACACAUCGCCACGCUGCAGGCGAAGCCGCGGCUUCUCACCAAGAGUAUGCUAAAGCUCUACUGGUGCAUCGCCGUCGCCAUGCUCAACUCGUGUAUCAACGGCUACGACGGCUCGCUGAUGGGGUCCAUCAACAGCUACAGGCAGUACCGCGAGUACUUUGGUUUUGAUCUGGAGGAGGGAACGCCCACGACGGGGAUCGUCUACGCCAUAUACACGAUUGGAAAUAUCGUCGGCUCGUUCUUCGCGGGGCCGUUUACUGAUUUUCGAGGCCGCCGCAUGGGCAUGGCAAUCGGCGCCCUCUGGAUCAUCAUUGGAACCCUCGUGCAAGCAACAUGCCACAACCUCGGCGGGUUCAUGGCCGGCCGAUUCCUGCUGGGUUUCGGCGUCGCGACCUGUGCGACCGCCGGGCCGGCGUACGUCUCCGAGAUGGCGCACCCGGCGUACCGCGGGGUGAUGACGGGGUUGUACAAUGUGAUGUGGUUCGGUGGAGGCAUCCCGGGCACGUUUAUCCCUUGGCGCACGAGCAUGAUUGAGGGGACGCAAUCGUGGCGCAUUCCCGUGUGGCUGCAGAUGGUUUUUUCGGGGUUGGUGCUGCUGUUGUGUUUUACUAUUCCGGAGAGUCCCCGCUGGCUCAUCUCCUGCGACAGACACGCAGAAGCAAUCCGCGUGCUGGCCGAGUACCACGGCGAAGGCGACCGGAACUCGCCCCUCGUACAGCUCGAGUACCGCGAGAUGCUCGAGGAUAUAUCGAACGUCGGCGCCGACAAGCGCUGGUGGGACUAUCGCGAACUCUUCAACAGUCGCGAGACGCGGUAUCGGUCUAUGCUUGUCCUUUUCAUGGCCUUCUUCGGCCAAUGGUCCGGCAACGGCCCGGUCUCCUACUACUACCCGCAAAUGCUCUCCGGCGCCGGAAUCUCCUCGAACAACACCCAACUCCUGCUCCAGGGCGUGCAAAACAUCGUGCAAUUCAUCGGCGCCGUCUUUGGCGCCCUGAUAACCGACCGGGUCGGGCGGCGCCCACAACUCCUCACCUCGACGUCGAUCAUCGUCUUCCUCUUCGUCAUCAUCACGGCGCUCAACGCGACGAAUGUCACCGUUGAUGAAGCAGGCGGCGGCGGCGUUGUUGCCAAGAGCGGCGUCACGGCGCGUGCACAGAUUGCGAUGAUUUUCAUUUUUGGGUUUGUGUAUUCGGCCGGGUGGACGCCGAAUCAGGCCAUGUAUCCUGUGGAGUGUUUGCGGUAUGAGAGCCGCGCAAAGGGGAUGGCGAUGAAUAAUUUCUUCAUCAACAUCGCCUCCUUCUACAACACCUUUGUCACUGGAAUCGCCUUCACGCGCGUCGGCUGGAAGUACUACUUCCUCUUCAUCUUCUGGUGCACGUUCGAGGUCGCCGUCAUCUACUUCCUCUUUGUGGAAACGAGCAAGCGCACCCUCGAGGAGUUGACCGUCAUCUUCCAGCAGAAGCGGCCCGUCCAGGCCAGUCUGGAUAAGGAGGAGAUUUUCAUCUCGGGCGAUGAUAUUGUGGAGAUUAGGAGUUGGUAGCCUUGACCUGGGUACGAGGGCUUGCGCUCUUUUGGGAUUUUUCUUUUGUGACUUUGGGUAGAUAUAGGGCUGCGGGGAUUUGGUGGGAUAUUGUCCGUUGGAGAUAAAAGAUUUUCUCUCGUUUGUUAUAUCUAUAAUGGCAGGCAAGCUGGAAGGUGGUAGAAUCCCUCCCUGGCUGGGUGUGGAGCUCUAUACAGUAUACUCUGUACCCUGCCCACUGCAGGGCCCCCGGUCUCCUUGAUUUGGAUGUCCAGAUGGAUAUGCUGUGCAUCAGUAGAGGAUAGAUGCCUUUAUACAAUCCUGCAAAGCUGCCAAUUCUGACAUGAGACGUAUUAGGGAAUAAAAUAGAACAGGGGCUAUCUCGCCCGGCCAUCGCUAUAACCAAC
Aspergillus calidoustus is the source of this 2623-nucleotide messenger RNA. NCBI's taxonomy places the organism in Eukaryota, Fungi, Ascomycota, Eurotiomycetes, Eurotiales, Aspergillaceae. The record is from the annotation of a GenBank genome assembly.